Molecule: messenger RNA, 1516 nt
Organism: Dimorphilus gyrociliatus
Lineage: Eukaryota; Metazoa; Annelida; Polychaeta; Dinophilidae
Source: the annotation of a GenBank genome assembly
AAUGAGACAUCGUUGUAAAUGUCAUGGAGUUUCCGGUUCUUGUUCGGCUAAGAUAUGCUGGAGAGAUAUGGCACCCUUCCGUCAGAUUGGCAAAGUUCUUAAGGAACGUUUCGAUGGAGCAACUCUUGUAAAAUUUGACAGACGAUUAAAUAAAUUUGAACGUGUCGAUAAAAGCUUAAAGGAACCUUCUAAAAGGGAUCUUAUAUACUUAAUCGAUUCUCCAACUUUCUGCGAACCUGAUAAGGGUUGGGGAAGCGUGGGAACAACUGGAAGAGUAUGCAAUAAAAAUUCACCCGGUCUGGACGGUUGUUCGCUAUUAUGUUGCGGGAGAGGAUUUAACAAAUACGAGAAACACGUAACGGAAGACUGCGAUUGCUUAACUCUUCUCAAGGUACCGCCGUGGCUUGUUCUAAUAAGAUCAGAGAAGAAUCAAUGUACCGGAAUGUUAAUUCAACAGGACAUUGUACUAUCUUCCGCAUCUUGCAUAGCUGACGACUAUGGGUAUAUUAACGAGACUAGUUUAAUUGUUAUGUCAGGAAGGCGCUAUGCCAAUUUAUUAGACGAACCUUAUGAACAAAGAAGAAAAUCAGAAUCCAUUCAGCUAUUAUCCAACUAUGGCUUAUCUUUAGUAAUCACUGAUAAAGGUGAUAAUGAAUUUUCCGUUACAAAGAUCGGUAAGGAUAUAGCCGUUCUCUUUAUGGAAGAGGAAUUUUUCAAAUCAGAUAAAGUUUAUCAUAAACAUUCGUGGGAAAUAAAGAGAGGAGACAGCGAUUGUCGCCUGAUUGGUUGGAAUCCAAGAUCCGGAUUGUCUUUCAUCAUGUCUUUGUUUGUUUUUGUUAUUUGCUUAACUAUUACUCUACUAAGUUUAUUCAUUAUUAUGCCCUUUUUAAUAUUACAUAAUUUUCGAUUGUUGUUGGAAUUGGAUCGUGCUGGAUAUCAAACAAGCUCGGAUCGAAGCUCAGGCAAUCAGUUGAGCGUUAUAAGAUCAUCGGCUUCCAGCAAAAAUAAUAUGCAACUGCUGCCUUUAAAGAGCUUUGCGAAACCCUCAAUUGAUUCCAGAAGGUCUCCUUCUUUGGACGAAGAUAGUAAACGUCAACAUAUUAUUAAUAUCCUCUCUAUCCAAAUUGUUGAUAAGUAUAGUAAAAGGAGAAUAUGGCUAUCCUAUAUUCCGAAAAGAAUAGAAAAUGCUUGCCAGAGAACGAAAGGAAAUCGUGUUUAUAAGCAGGAUUUCAAACAAGUUCAGCAUUACAUGGAAACUGUAUCGGUAUACUCGUUGAAAAGUGGAGAAUUCCCCAUUGAAGAUAUGAUGCUUCUACUUCAAGGAAUGGAUAUUGAAGAUUGUCCAGUUGAAGGGUUAAAAAUGCAUAAGGGAAGUAUCUGUCUAUAUAGCGAUUCGGAGCCUUUCAGUUGCGAAUUACCUUCUCAUAUUCUUUCAUUUUAUAACAAUUUGUCCCAACAACAAGGCCAAAAUUUACCAUCAAUUAGUAGUAAUGUUUUAUGGAGUGCUAUUAACUAA